UGGGAAUGCCUGAUCUCAAUCUGCAGUAUUAUGGAAAGAACACACAAAACACUAACAACAGGCCACUCUUUGUUAUCAGGCAUCCAGAUAACUGAAGUUUUGGCAGGAACAUAAUUGCUUUCUCAAAUGUUAAGAGCAACCAUUGACAUUAACCGAAGCUGUUCUGUACCUAUCAGCAUUUCCUAAAGGUAACCAUUGCUUUGCUGAUGCUGCUAGUCAGAGCCUCCCCUUGUGAAGGAUCUACUUGCAUCUCUAGGCUGGAGAGAGGUUCUACAAGCCAAAACACAAAUGGCUGUACCUCAUGGAUUUGUGUGUGACUUUGCGCUGUCUCAUCAGUGACCAUUUGUCUUACAUCUAUUCUCAAAUACACAGAGAUGGUUCUAUAAAAGCCGUGGGCCCGGCAGAUGCAAUCCACUGCCGCUUUGCAGGAGCAACGUUUGAAAAUGAAAUUGACUGCACUGGGAAGUGUGUAUUGCCAGGCCUGGUGGAUGCACAUACACAUCCCGUGUGGGCUGGUGAUAGGGUGCAUGAGUUUGCAAUGAAGCUGGCAGGUGCUUCCUAUAUGGAAAUCCACCAGGCAGGAGGAGGAAUACAUUUCACCGUGGAACACACCCGGAAGGCCACAGAAGAAGAGCUGUUCACUACUUUCAAACACCGACUUGAACGUAUGCGCAGAGCAGGAUCUACUUUGGUUGAGUGCAAGAGUGGAUAUGGUUUGAACUUAGAAACAGAACUCAAAAUGCUCCGAGUGAUUGAACGCGCCAGGCAGUCCAUGGAUAUUGGCAUUUCUUCAACUUACUGUGGAGCUCAUUCUGUGCCAAAAGGGAAAACUGCUACUGAAGCCACAGAUGACAUUAUUAAUAACCAUCUCCCUAAACUGAAAGAACUCCAACAAAGCGGUGAAAUACACGUUAACAAUAUAGAUGUGUUCUGUGAGAAGGGAGUCUUUGAUCUGGAUUCUACCAGGAGAAUUCUUCAAGCUGGAAAAGAUGCAGGGUUACAGAUUAACUUCCAUGGUGAUGAGCUGCAUCCAAUGAAAUCUGCAGAGCUCGGAGCUGAAUUAGGAGCCCAGGCUAUCAGCCACCUAGAAGAAGUUAGUGAUGAAGGUAUCGCAGCAAUGGCAAAAGCUAAGUGUGCAGCUGUCCUUUUGCCAACCACUGCCUACAUGCUAAGGCUGAAGCAACCUCAAGCCAGAAAAAUGUUGGAUGAAGGAGUUAUUGUUGCUCUUGGCAGUGACUUUAAUCCUAAUGCAUACUGUUUUUCAAUGCCUAUGGUGAUGCAUCUGGCCUGUGUAAACAUGAAGAUGUCAAUGAAUGAAGCCCUAGCAGCUGCCACCAUUAAUGCAGCUUAUGCUCUGGGAAAAUCAGACACGCAUGGUUCCAUAGAGAUUGGCAAGCAAGGGGAUCUUGUUAUUAUAAAUUCACCAAGGUGGGAGCACUUGAUAUACCAGUUUGGGGGACACCAAACAUUGAUCGACUAUGUUAUAAUUAAAGGAAAAGUUGUCUAUAAAAAUGAGAGCUGUGGGAUAACGAGCAGUUACUGAAAGAAGACAAUCACGUGCAUGGAUUAUUUCAAAGCCACAGACAAAUCAGCUUUGUAUUUACUAGUAAAUUGUUUCACUGCUCAUCUUACCACCCCUUUUAUUCAAAUGCACUUUAUCAAGUAAAAAAAAAAAAAAAAAUUAAAAAAUUAAACAAAUCAAUUCUAUCUGUUUGAAUUAA
Messenger RNA from Coturnix japonica (Japanese quail), 1721 nucleotides. Lineage: Eukaryota; Metazoa; Chordata; Aves; Galliformes; Phasianidae. The record is from RefSeq and is a predicted model, not a curated record.